Messenger RNA from Puma concolor (puma), 731 nucleotides. The record is from RefSeq and is a predicted model, not a curated record. Lineage: Eukaryota; Metazoa; Chordata; Mammalia; Carnivora; Felidae.
UCCCCCCGCUGCUGAGAAGUGGGGGAGGGUCUCGGCCUCCAGGUUCCCGCCCCACCGGGGCCCGGGCGAGCAUGGGGGGCAAGCAGAGCACGGCGGCCCGCUCCCGGGGCCCCUUUCCGGGGGUCUCCACCGAUGACAGCGCCGUGCCCCCGCCGGGAGGGGCGCCCCACUUUGGGCACUAUCGGGCGGGCGGCGGGGCCAUGGGGCUGCGCAGCCGCUCGGUCAGCUCAGUGGCGGGCAUGGGCAUGGACCCCAGCACGGCCGGAGGGGUGCCCUUUGGCCUCUACACCCCCGCCUCCCGGGGGACAGGCGACUCGGAGAGGGCGCCCGGCGGCGGAGGGUCUGCGUCCGACUCCACCUAUGCCCAUGGCAAUGGUUACCAGGAGACCGGCGGCGGUCACCAUAGAGACGGGAUGCUGUACCUAGGCUCCCGAGCCUCGCUGGCGGAUGCUCUACCUCUGCACAUCGCACCCAGGUGGUUCAGCUCGCACAGUGGUUUCAAGUGCCCCAUUUGUUCCAAGUCUGUGGCUUCUGAUGAGAUGGAAAUGCACUUUAUAAUGUGUCUGAGCAAACCUCGCCUCUCCUACAAUGCAAUUCCUUCCUUCAUCUGCUACCUGGUGCCCAGGAAGCCCUUCUUCUUCCCUAUGGACAGCCUCUCACUGUCCCUAGACACUGACCGCUGCCACAUCUCUGAAACUUGUCAUGAGAGCCAGCUUGGCAGCCCAGCCUGA